Trichoderma atroviride IMI 206040 is the source of this 882-nucleotide messenger RNA. RefSeq lists its product as uncharacterized. Gene Ontology annotation, biological process: tRNA splicing, via endonucleolytic cleavage and ligation. NCBI's taxonomy places the organism in Eukaryota, Fungi, Ascomycota, Sordariomycetes, Hypocreales, Hypocreaceae. Gene Ontology annotation, molecular function: tRNA 2'-phosphotransferase activity. The record is from RefSeq and is a predicted model, not a curated record.
UUGGAAGAAGACGGGUCGAGCACCGCUGCUAAUCUCGCGCUGGAAGAGAAAUACUCGGGCGGCAAGAAGUCACGAGGCGGCGGCGGUGGUGGCCGUGGAGGCAGAGGAGGAGGUAGCCAGAACAGAGAGGUGCUUGUUUCAAAGGCGCUUUCGAAGCUGUUGAGGCAUCAGGCUGAGAAUGCUGGUAUCAAGCUUGAUGCGGAGGGAUUUGCGGCUCUUGACGAGGUGCUGAACUGGGGUCCAAUCCGGUCUCUGAAAGUCACAUUGGCUGAGAUCAAAGAAGUCGUUGCCUCCAACGAAAAACAGCGCUUCACGAUGAAGCUGAAGACAACACUUGUCGCUGAGCCCUCGGAAGAGGCAUCCACGCCUGCUCACUACGUCAUCCGCGCCAACCAGGGACACUCUGUCAAGAUUGAGUCAGCCGCCCUCCUCGAGCCCAUCACCCUCGAGGCAGGCAACGUGCCGCCCAGAGUCAUCCACGGGACGUACUUUGCCUUUUGGCCGGCCAUUGAAGAGUCCGGAGGGUUGAAGGUCAUGGGGCGGAAUCACAUUCACUGCUCGACGGGGACGCCGGAGGAGGGCGUCAUGAGUGGUAUGAGAAAGGAUGCGGAGCUGGUGAUUGAAAUCGACGUGGAGAAGAGUCUGCAGGACGGCAUUCAGUGGUGGAGGAGUGAUAACGGGGUUUUGCUGACGGAGGGUGGGCAGGAUGGAGUGUUGGGUACUGCAUACUUUAAGAAAGUUGCCGGGAGGAAUAUUGACGUUGGAGUCCUUUGGGAGGAGGGCGAGAGGCUUUUAAGUCUUCCUGAAGGAAUCAAGGGAAGGGUCCCUCCUGGGAAAGGACAUAGAGGGGGUGGGAGGGGAAGAGGAGGCAGGGGAAGAGGG